UUUGGUCCUUGGUGAAGGGUAUUUUCGUCUAUUAGCUAAGCGACGGUUUCAAAAACCCUAGCUGGCUCCCUCAUUUAUUUUUUCAUCUCCCUCGCCUCCUUAACUCACUCGGAUUCACCAGCGUUCCUCUGUCAUCCUUCUAAACCACAACGCUGCAAUGGCGUCGGAGAAGAAGCUUGCGAACCCAAUGAGAGAAAUAAAAGUACAGAAGCUUGUACUCAACAUUUCUGUGGGUGAAAGCGGAGAUCGACUCACCCGUGCCGCCAAGGUCUUGGAACAACUCAGUGGCCAAACCCCUGUCUUCUCCAAGGCUAGGUACACUGUCAGGUCAUUUGGUAUUAGGAGGAACGAAAAGAUUGCCUGUUACGUUACUGUCAGAGGGGACAAAGCAAUGCAACUUUUGGAAAGCGGUUUGAAGGUCAAGGAGUACGAGCUUUUGAGACGCAACUUCAGCGAAACUGGGUGUUUCGGUUUCGGUAUUCAGGAGCACAUUGAUCUAGGCAUCAAGUAUGAUCCUUCAACUGGUAUCUAUGGUAUGGAUUUCUAUGUUGUACUAGAACGCCCAGGAUAUCGUGUUGGUCGUCGCCGCAGAUGCAAGUCACGAGUUGGAAUUCAGCAUAGAGUUACAAAGGAGGAUGCAAUGAAGUGGUUCCAGGUCAAAUACGAAGGAGUCAUCCUCAACAAAGCCCAAAACAUUGGAGCUUAAGGAGUUGUGCUACAGACUUUUCAGUUGUUACUUUUUUAAGUUUUGCCGGUUGUCUACGUUAUGUUUAUGAGCAGUUUAUGUUUUCUCUUGGAAGAUUUCACUACUUGUAUUUUAAAGUACUCUGUGUGGCGUUCUUUUGGUUAUUUAUUAGAAUAUGGUUAUAGUAAUGCUUCUUGCCUUGUAUCAUACCUUGAUACUCUGGUGACUGCUUUAUUUGUUUGCAGCUGAAAAAAUUUCAUA
Messenger RNA from Mangifera indica (mango), 946 nucleotides. RefSeq names its product 60S ribosomal protein L11-like. The transcript has 3 exons. Gene Ontology annotation, cellular component: ribosome; cytosolic large ribosomal subunit. NCBI's taxonomy places the organism in Eukaryota, Viridiplantae, Streptophyta, Magnoliopsida, Sapindales, Anacardiaceae. Bases 158 to 706 code for a protein of 182 amino acids. Gene Ontology annotation, biological process: translation. The record is from RefSeq and is a predicted model, not a curated record. Gene Ontology annotation, molecular function: structural constituent of ribosome; RNA binding.